Messenger RNA from Trypanosoma brucei brucei TREU927, 4137 nucleotides. RefSeq lists its product as hypothetical. Lineage: Eukaryota; Euglenozoa; Kinetoplastea; Trypanosomatida; Trypanosomatidae. The transcript has a single exon. Gene Ontology annotation, molecular function: protein binding. The record is from RefSeq and is a predicted model, not a curated record. The coding region runs from base 1 to 4137 and encodes 1378 amino acids.
AUGAAUCCAAGUGCCCAGCCGUGGUAUCCCCCGGCGGAGUUGGUGCUUGGCGCACCGACGGCUGGCUUAACGGCGGUGCGUUGGCAAAACGAUCCGUACCGUUCACGAAUAGCCAGGUGUCCGCCUCCGCCGCUUUGCGGUGACGAUGAUUUCAUUUCGUUGCGAAUCGAGUCCCUUGUGCCGGUGGCAGGGACCAAAACGGAUUCACCGAUUCCAGCUGCUUUGACAGCAGCAGCAGCGGCCGCAGUGUUGCCGACAGCGGUGCAGGUGCCCGUGACUAAAGGUCAACCAUACCGCAGCAGCGGAGUCACUUUCGCAAGUGUACCCACGCAGGCGGAGGCACGCCUUCAGAAGCGAUCACAACCAGUAAGUCGUUGCCAGGCAGAUCUAAAACCCUUGUGGCGCAGCUUCGCCACCGUGUCGUCUCUGGACUCUCAAGGCGAUUCUCAAGAAAUCGAAGGCGCCACAACAGAGGAAAAAUGCUGCGCUGCACGUGUUCGGCCUGCAAGGCCCAAGGUGCCAAUCCCGCGUCCUCGAUCGCAGCUUAAUGCGGACAACGCUUUUGCAGCCGCCCGCAACCUCAACAAAACGGUGUUGGCGGGUAGUUUAGAUAUCAACCCGCACACGCCAGCAUCGACACCUAAUGACUCGAGCCCCGACCAAACCUCCGAAACCCCUGCCGUCUCUGCGAGUGGGACAGACACCACAACUACCGACGGUGAAAAUAAUACAUGCACGACCUCUUCUCCCACAGACGUUGGUGCAUCAACAGGCCGCAACAACACUUGCUCGGAGGAUGCCGAAGAGCCCAGCUGCGAAGUCAUCAGCGUGAAGAGCACGGCCCAGGAAGCAGAUGUUGACGAGAAGCCGCAAUGUCUGGCGAACCGCGCGCCACCGGGCCCAACCGCAUCCAAAAAGACACGAUUGAAGCCAAAGUCUGAGAAGUGGACAAUCGUCGGGGGUAAGGCAGGAGUGGCACUCGCUUCCGUGCAGGCGGCAGUAGUGCCAGCGAAGAGGCCAACUGCGUCGAUUGCCAGCACGAAGGCACGUGAGAGCGUGUCGCGUCACCGUACUCCGGAUCCAAAAGCAAAAGAGCGCGUUAGGUCCAAGCAGCGGCAGUCGCAAGCCCAGCAUAGGGAGGAAGUCAACAAAUGUAGCAGCAAAGAUGAUGUCAUCAUCGAGCAAAAGUCGAAACGACAGCGGGAUUCGCGGCGCCCGCGUGAGUGCUGGACUGAUGAGGAACUUCUUGAAACCCUAAUGAGUAGCACCACAAUCUCUGCUCAGACGGGUGCAUCCUCCAGUGGUAACAGUGGUGAUGGUGCCGCGUCAUUUGCCAUUAUGGGUGUCCCACUCGUUUGCGUUACACGAGGUGAGGAACUUCUCACGUCGCAGUCCUCGUCGCGGAGCGACGCGCGGCAGCGAAAUGCACUUCGUUUGUUCAUUCGUUCCCUCGCUAUGUUUGAAACGUCCAACGCCAAGACACUGCUGCUGCAGCGUGCGCUAAAUGGGCUGCCAGAGUCCUGCCAUCACCAGUGCCCAUCACUCGUUUGCGCUAUCAUGUUGGAAAUGAGUGCAAGCUGUGUGGAUGUGGAAAAAAGCCUCCAAACGUGCUAUAAGGCAUUGAGGCUGUCGGAGAGGCACAAUUUAGACACGUUUGAAAUGUUGUCGCGACUCGGCAUUACGCGCACCCUUGCUCGGGUCGUUGACACAAUGGAUGCGCGGGAGAAUUUAACACGAGCGGCACUGAUUGCGAUUGACCGCCUCGAAAAAGAGGCGCUCGGAUGGAUUGUGAUGCAAAUGGGUGUCACGCUGGAGAUAUCAGGACUUUUCCCUGACUCACUUGCUUGGUAUGAGGUUGCUGAGCGCCUUGCUCGGUCUACUGGGCAGCAGAGACUUCUUUGUGAAGUACACUGCUGUCAGAGCAUCGCCUACUCGGCAGUAGGAGAGCUGGAGCGCGCACAGCAGGCUUACGAGGCUUCACGGUUAUUACUUUCCAACAUUCAUCGGCACUGCCAUCAACGACCAUUGCAGAACUAUGCUCAACUGAAGUGUCAGCUCGGUGAUAUGGCGGGCGCGCUGCAGUUGCAGGAGGAGGAACUAGCUAUCGCCAAGGAGCUGGGUGAUACGCAUGCCGCGUCGCGUUGUGUCGGCGCUAUUGCAUUAACAAAGCGGUUUCUUGGUCGCUAUGACGAAGCGGCAGAGAAUUACAUGGAGGAGUUUAGCGUGCAUUGUUCCCGCGACCCGCGGCAGGCGGUGGAAUCGCUUACCGGCGCGGCAUCCUGCUGGCGAUUUGGCGGUCACGCGCAGAAAGCGUAUGAUUACUGUAUCCGAGCCCUCACUCAAGCCCGUGACUGUCAUGACCUCACUACCAUCGCCAAAGCGCUCGCAGAGUUGGCAGAGACGGAGCUAAGCAUGGACAGACUAGAUGAAGCACAAGAACAUCUGCGCGAGGCUCUCACCGCAGUAUUCCGCGUGGACGAUGCAGAGCAGAAGCAGUAUCUUGUGAAGGCCGCGCUUUGUGAAGUGGAGUGGCGUUGUUGCAGUGCAUUGGGCCAAGUGUACGCGCGCCGUGGUCAAGCAUUUGAGGCCAUGCAGUGUGCUGACCGCUGUCACGUGCCGAACACGGUACACAUGGGGCGAUUGCUGUUGCGGCGUCAGCGGUGCGCUGGAGCCAUACAUGACGCCACCAACCCUGAACUAGUCAGCAGGCAAAGUGUCGAACGGGUGCUCAAACAUCCCACAUUGAAAGGUUGGAAUGUAGUCUGCUAUUCACUUCCGUGGGCUGAGAAACUCGAUUUUAUGGUGUAUGUGGUCAUGCUGGACGCCGACAGCGGUGAGCUGAAGUGCGUGGCUCAUCCGCUUGUCAUGAGUGACGAGUUGGUGGCCUUUUUCUCUGGUCCUAAUGCCUUGUGGGACUUAUUGGAUGCUCCCAUGUUCACUGACACCGGGGACCGCAUGUAUGGCGAUACACCGCUAUGGCCGCAGCUGUACUCAAAGGUGGCAUUUGACUUCCAGCAGAACCCAAGCAAUGCGGAAUGUCUUGUGUCGCUUCGUACGGAUCCGCACUAUUGCCUUCGUUUACUUUAUGACAAUUUUGUGCGGCCACUGGAAGCGGACGUUGCCGGAGCAGAAGGGCUGAUGUUUGUCGCUGACGGCGUCUUCAGCCGAAUUCCGUUUCAUGCCCUUCACGAUGGGAAGAAGUACCUCGCAGAGCGCUUUUGCACGAGCACUUGCUGCUCCAUGGCGCUACUCUGCACGCACGCCGUGGAGGAUGAAAGCAUAAAAGCCGCAGUGACUCCACCUGCAAAAGCAACAGAUGGUGGCAGCGAGGAAUCCAUGGGGGGGAUGAUUCCCAAACGUUACACCAUAGUUGAUGAUGCCUCUCAUAAGGUGGUGUUAAUGGAUUCCUUUGUUGAGGAGAUGGUGGCUAAAAGCAAUGACAGUUCUAAUCCUGUUGGAGUGUGCGUCCGUCACUGGGUGGUUGAUGAAAAGCAACCUGUGAUUUCUUGCGUGGCGAACGAGCAGCAACUCAUCGAUGCGGCGUCAUCAAGUGACAACUCCAAAGAUGGAAACGGCGAUAUCAGUGCGGAGGCGGCGGGAAAUGAUGAUCCCGACGUGUCUGCCACAAAGCACCUGCUGUCGUGCUUGCGGCGCCGUGGCAAUGUCACUUCAGUACGUAACUCCCUCUACCGAGCCGUGCAUGAGAACCCCGAGGGCGUGUUGGAGUUGCGCCUUCGUGUCGUGCCGGAGGUUAAGGAGGAUUAUUGCGGAACUUUUGUUGGUGCCUCAUGCGAUGUCUCCGCCAGCCACGCCAGUGAAGUGGCCAGCUCAUGGGAGUUGCGAGGUUACGCACUUGUUUUAUGUAGUGGCAUCGGGACCUACGGAGGAUUAUCCAUGCAUGAGACGGGAGUGCCGGUGUAUCGAGCACUUCAGUAUGCGGGAGCUCGCUGCAUGUUGUUGGCAGCUGGCAGUCGAGUGCCGCCAUAUGUUAAAGUUCCCGCUGCUGCUGCAGAUGCGGCGCUGAAUGGGCGGAGUGUUGCCGCAGCGCUGCGUGAGGCAUAUGUUCGAGCGAUUGCGGCGGAUGUACCGUUGGAGGAUUGGUGCGGGUUUGCGCUGGUGGGCCUGCCGAUCUCGUGA